AUGACUUCCGAACCACAUAUCAACAUAUCAAUCGAUCGUGGUGGUACCUUUUGUGAUGUACUAGUUCAAGCUCGUGGCCGAGAAGAUCUAGUUUUCAAGCUUCUUUCGGAGGAUCCUCAAAAUUAUCCAGAUGCACCUGCAGAGGCCAUCCGAAGGGCUUUAGAGAUCCUAGAAAGCCGGGAAAUCCCAAUAGGGGAGAAGAUUGAUGGAUCAAGCAUUGAGAUUUGUCGCAUUGGCACCACGAUUGCGACCAACGCCCUGCUAGAAGGAAAGGGCCGAGGAUUCGCUUUCAUUGCUACCAAAGGAUUCAGGGAUAUCUGUGUGAUUGGUGACCAAACCAGACCUCACUUAUUUGCUCUCAAUGUUCGAAAACCGGUGGCGUUGCACCAAAAAGUCGUCGAGAUUGAUGAAAGAGUCACAAUCGAGGACUAUGAUCUCAACCCUUUUCCUAUCGACAAAACCGCCGAAAUCACUGACCCAAACUUGAUUCGUACAGCAAGUGGUGAGAUCGUGCGUAUAAUCAAACCUCUGAAUGUGGAGGAAGCACGAAAAGUACUUGAAGAUUUGAAAAAUGAAGGCUACACUUCCGUGGCUAUCUCCUUCAUGCACUCAUUCCUCUACCCAGACCACGAGAAUCAAGUGGCGCAAAUAGCUAGAGAUCUUGGCUUCCAGUAUGUCACCACAUCAAAUGAGACAAGCCCAACAAUCAAAUAUGAGCAACGCAGUGCAUCUGUAUGCUCGGAGACUUAUCUAUUUCCAAUUGUUAAGGAUUAUAUUGCCUCCUUUCAGUCAUCAUUCAGCAUUCUUCCCAAAAGGGUUGAAUUCAUGAGCUCUGAUGGCGGUAUGAGACAGGCGAAUAAAUUCCGUGGUAACGAAGCGCUUCUCAGCGGUCCUGCUGGUGGUGUCGUUGGAGUUGCCCAAACUUGCUUUGAUACCGAAGAAGGAAUGCCCCUUUUAGGUUUUGACAUGGGUGGCACCAGUACCGACGUUUGUCGCUACGAUGGCAAGUACGACUACUUGACAGAAACUGUUGUUGCAGGUCGCAAGAUUAUUAACCCCAUGUUAAACAUAGCUACAGUUGCAGCCGGUGGCGGCUCCAUGCUCUUUGCGCGCCAUGGUAUGUUCGUUGUUGGACCUGAAAGUGCCGGUGCACACCCUGGUCCAGCAUGCUAUCGCAAAGGAGGUCCGCUGACUGUGACUGACGCGAAUCUGUUUCUGGGAAGAUUGGUUCUAUCGUCGUUUCCGGCAAUCUUUGGUCCUAACGCAAAUAUGCCCUUGGACUACGAAAUCACAGCUCAGAAGUUCCAAGAAAUCACACGUGAAAUCAACAAGCAGGCGUCUCAGAACUUAACGCCUGAGGAAGUUGCUCUUGGGUUUCUGAAUGUCGGUAAUGAAACCAUGAGUCGCCCAAUGAGAAACGCAACCGAGGUUCGGGGAUUUGCCCCAAGUGUUCACGCUCUUGUAAGCUUUGGUGGUGCUGGUGGCCAGCAUGCUUGUGCAAUUGCCGACAAACUGGGCAUUAAAAGGAUUCUUAUACACAAGUAUUCUUCGAUUCUCUCCGCUGUCGGAAUUGCACAGGCUGAGCUGCAAACAGAAGCUACAUCACCUUUUACAGGUAACUUCUCGAUGAAGAUUAUCUCGGAUAUUGAGCAACAUAUCCACAAACUCAAAUCGAAAGUCCGAGAUGAUCUAGUUGCUCAGGGUGCAGAUAGUAACACCGUUGUUUUCGAAGAGUCACUCAGUAUGAGAUAUGGGGGGACAGACACAAAUUUGAUCAUUUCUAAACCUGCCGAUAAUGACUAUGGCAGAGCUUUUAUUGAGGAGCAUCUAAGAGAGUAUGCCUUCAAUCUAAGUCGAGAGAUCUCGGUAAACUCGAUCAAGGUGCGCGGAGUUGGACGCAGCAAUGCGCCUACAGCAAGCACAUCACCUUACAAGGACUUGAGUCUCUUGAAGGGGCAGAGAGACUUCAUUACUUCCUCUACGAAACAGCCGGUAUUCAUUGGCUCCCAAUGGCAAGAUGUUCCGAUCUUCAACCUCGCCACGACUGCUAAGAAGAGCAAGAUUCACGGCCCUGCAUUGAUUAUUGACACGACUCAAACCAUAUUUGUAGAGCCUCAAUACGAUGCUUACAUCUUACCUAACCAUGUUAUCUUGGAGAGGACUAAUGAACGGAAUGCUCAAAGCCAAGACCUUGAUUCUAACACGAUUAAUCCUAUUGAUCUGUCCAUCUUCUCUAAUCGUUUCAUGGCUAUUGCCGAGCAGAUGGGUCACACCUUGCAAAGAACAUCCAUCUCAACAAGCAUUAAGGAGAGACUCGAUUUCUCCUGUGCUAUAUUCACAGCAGAAGGAAAAUUAGUUGCCAACGCCCCUCAUAUUCCGAUUCACUUGGGGAGCAUGCAAUACGCCAUCCAAUACCAACAUCGUCUCUGGAAAGAAAAAUUGAAACCUGGCGAUGUGCUGCUGAGCAAUCACCCUGAAUGUGGAGGAACACAUCUUCCGGAUAUUACUGUCAUCACCCCUGCGUUCAUUGACGGACAGAUUGCCUUUUACGUCGCGGCUCGUGGACAUCACACAGAUAUCGGUGGUGUGGGUAUUACAUCCAUGAUGCCUGGAUCAACGCAACUAUGGCAAGAAGGAUUCAACGUUCUCUCACUCCAAAUUGUCGACAAUGGACGGUUCCUCGAAGAAGAUGUACGAAAAGCAUUUCUCGCAGCAGGAGAUUUCCCAGGUUGCAGUCCAACUCGUCGUUUAGAUGACAACAUCUCAGAUAUCAAAGCACAAAUCUCGUCCAAUCAACGCGGCAUCAUUCUGUUACAGAAACUCUGUCAGGAAUUCUCCCUUCCAGUUGUUCAUAGGUAUAUGCAUGGCAUUCAGUCCAGUUCCGAAAUGGCUAUCAAAGAGUACCUCAGAGGAGUUGCCCAGACGCGGCAACUACCCCUAACAGCUUCAGAUCAUUUCGAUGACGGAACUAUACUCAAAGUUUCUAUUGAUAUUGACGACUCUGGCAGUGCUGUCUUUGACUGGGAGGGUACCGGACCGCAAAUGUGGGGAAAUUACAACUGUCCAAUUUCAAUCACCUAUUCUGCGGUCAUAUAUACCCUCAGGUGUCUAAUAGAUAAAGAGAUCCCUCUAAACGAUGGAUGUCUGUCUCCCAUCACUAUCAAAAUUCCUAAAGGCUCGGUUCUCCGCCCUAGUUCAGCGGUCGCUAUUUGUGGUAGCACCUUAGCUAGUCAACGCGUUAUCGACACUAUCCUCAAAGCCUUUGGCGAAGUAGCCGCUUUCUCCGGUUGUGCCAAUAGUUUUGGAUGGGGUAUGGGAGGCAAGAAUCCUAUCACCGGCGCAAUCGAACCGGGUUGGAACUACGGCGAGACCGUUGGUGGCGGAUGUGGAGCUGGACCAGGUUGGCAUGGAGAACAUGCUACUCAAGCACAUUCAACAAAUACUAAGAUCACAGACCCUGAGGUAGUUGAAAAGAGGACUCCAGUAAUUGUUCGCAGACAUGAGAUCAAUUAUGGAUCAGGUGGUAAAGGGAAAUUCAAUGGAGGUAACGGCGCUACUCGGGAGAUUGAAGCGCGCGUUCCGCUUAAGUUCAGCAUUCUUAGUGACAGACGGGUUUAUGCUCCAUAUGGCUUGAAUGGUGGUGAGCCGGGCAGUGUGGGCAAAAACUUUGUGUUCAAGUGGAAUGAGGAUAGAAGCGGCCAUGAAAAGCUUGCUGUGGGCGGUAAAACUGCACUUAGUUUAAAAGCUGGUGAGAUUAUGCAGAUCAACAGCCCUGGCGGAGGAGGUUGGGGUGCGCCGGAUUCAUGA
Molecule: messenger RNA, 3807 nt
Organism: Talaromyces stipitatus ATCC 10500
Lineage: Eukaryota; Fungi; Ascomycota; Eurotiomycetes; Eurotiales; Trichocomaceae
Product: 5-oxoprolinase, putative
Exons: 2
Coding region: 1-3807 (1268 amino acids)
Biological process (GO): glutathione metabolic process
Cellular component (GO): cytosol
Molecular function (GO): 5-oxoprolinase (ATP-hydrolyzing) activity
Source: RefSeq, a predicted model, not a curated record